This is a messenger RNA of Tachysurus fulvidraco (yellow catfish), 6149 nucleotides long. It is a transcript of the gene prkar1aa, whose product is annotated as protein kinase, cAMP-dependent, regulatory, type I, alpha (tissue specific extinguisher 1) a. Gene Ontology annotation, cellular component: cAMP-dependent protein kinase complex. NCBI's taxonomy places the organism in Eukaryota, Metazoa, Chordata, Actinopteri, Siluriformes, Bagridae. Gene Ontology annotation, molecular function: cAMP-dependent protein kinase regulator activity. Gene Ontology annotation, biological process: regulation of protein phosphorylation. The coding region runs from base 161 to 1327 and encodes 388 amino acids. The transcript has 11 exons. The record is from RefSeq and is a predicted model, not a curated record.
UUACAAUUCCGACGUCACUGCGUGUUUGUGUCCGGUGAUGACGUACUUCCGGUUUGAGGCACCCAUCCGAGGGAGAACAGAGAACGGGAGCGUCACUGUUUAUUAAAGUCAAAACAAAACAACAACACCGAGGAAAUAUUUCCUGACAACUCAGGUCAUCAUGGCGUCUGGCAGCUCGAGCAGCGAGGAGGAAAGGAGCCUGCGGGAGUGUGAGCUGUACGUGCAGAAGCACAACAUCCAGCAGCUGCUGAAGGACUGCAUUGUGCAGCUGUGCACGUCCAGGCCCGAGCGCCCCAUGGCCUUCCUACGGGACUACUUCGAGAGGCUCGAGAAGGAGGAGGCCAAACAGAUGCUCAGCCAGCAAAAGUCCGGCUCUCGCUCCGAUUCCCGAGAGGACGAGAUUUCUCCUCCCAUGAACCCGGUGGUGAAAGGUCGCCGCCGCCGCGGUGCCAUCAGCGCCGAGGUUUACACCGAGGAGGAUGCCGCGUCAUACGUCAGAAAAGUAACGAAACCUCUAAACACACUAACUGUUAUUCCGAAAGACUACAAAACGAUGGCUGCUCUUGCAAAAGCAAUCGAGAAGAACGUGCUGUUCUCUCACCUCGAUGACAACGAAAGAAGCGAUAUAUUCGAUGCCAUGUUUUCUGUGAACUACAUCGCCGGGGAGACCGUCAUUCAGCAAGGCGACGAGGGCGAUAACUUCUACGUUAUCGAUCAGGGUGAAAUGGAUGUGUACGUGAACAACACGUGGGUGACGAGUAUCGGAGAAGGCGGAAGUUUCGGCGAGUUGGCGCUGAUUUACGGAACUCCGAGGGCGGCGACGGUCCGAGCCAAAACCAACGUCAAACUGUGGGGCAUCGACAGAGACAGCUACAGGAGAAUACUGAUGGGAAGCACUCUGAGGAAGAGGAAGAUGUAUGAGGAAUUCCUGAGCAAGGUGUCCAUUUUGGAAUCCCUGGACAAGUGGGAGAGGUUAACGGUGGCCGACGCUUUGGAGACGGUGCAGUUCGAGGACGGACAGAAGAUCGUCGUCCAAGGACAACCGGGAGACGAGUUUUUCAUCAUCCUCGAGGGGUCGGCAGCCGUGCUUCAGAGACGCUCCGAGAACGAAGAGUUUGUCGAAGUGGGACGACUCGGAUCUUCGGAUUAUUUCGGUGAGAUCGCACUGCUGAUGAACCGUCCUCGAGCUGCCACUGUGGUCGCACGCAGUCCCCUGAAGUGUGUGAAACUUGACCGUCCUCGUUUUGAGCGUGUGCUCGGACCCUGCUCCGACAUCCUUAAGAGGAACAUCCAGCAGUACAACAGCUUUGUCUCUCUCUCUGUCUGAAUCUCUCUCUCUCUCUCUCUCUCUCUCUCUCUCUCUCUCCUCUGUUUAUCGCAGGGUCCAGCUACGCAUUAUUUUUGUAUUUCGUAUUUGGUUCGUGCUUGCUGUGUGUGCGUGUGUGCGUGCGUGUGUGCGUGCGUGUGUGCGUGCGUGCGGCGUGCGUGCGUGCGUGCGUGUGUGUGUGGAUCCAGCCUCGUGUUUAUCGGACACGGAGACAUAAAACGAAGCAGCCGAAACAGGAAGUCGACCAGAAACCGCUCUCUUUAACAGUUAUUUUAUUCGUGUAAACGUGACUAUUUAUUUUUGCAGCCUUCGGGACGUGACGAAUCCCGAGGCGAAACCGCUUGGUACAUUCAUUCGUUUAUUUUUGUCUUAUUUCUUUUUCCUUUUUUUUCUUCCCCUCGUUCUGCCGUUCCAACCGUUUUAGCACGUUCGUUCUCGUUCUCAAAUAAAAAGGCGAAAGGAAGAAAAACAUUCUUCAUCGCAGACGAGCCUGUUAACUGGUCCCUAGCUAAGGUUAUUAUCACAUUUACUGUUACUCAGUCCUGGGUGUAUUCCUGCCUUGAACCCAGUAUUCCCGGGAUGGGCUCCGGAUCACACGUAAUUUAUAAUUAAAUAUGAUCAGAAAUUAGUUUUGUUUGUUUGUUUGUUUGCUUGCUUGUUUAAUUGGAAUUAAAACGAGCCCAUGUUACUGUCUUAAGUUUUCUGGGUAUUUUUUUUUUUUUUUUAAUCCUGAUCUGAAUUUAGAAGUUUUGUCAUUUUAUAAAAGAGUCAGAGACUUCUCACCUCUCUCUCUCUCUCUCUCUCUCUCUCUCUCUCUCUCUCUCUCUCUCUGUCUCUCUCUAUUUAAAUUGUGUGAUUAUUCUGAAGUGGUCAGAGUCUGACUAAUCCCAAGACAAGGCUGUAAACUGAGAGCUCUCAAGUUUGCACCCUAUAACAGUGUUUACAAUUCAUUUUGGACUGUAGUGGCUCCAAAGGCAGGUGUGUGUGCGUGGGUGUGGGUGUGUGUGUGUGUGUGUGUGUGUGUGUGUGUGAGAGAGAGAGAGAGAGAGAGAGAGAGAGAGAGAGAUUUUCUCUUUAUAUACAUGAGGGUACUGAAGUCGAGUCAUUUGAACUGUGUGUGUGUGUGUGUGUGUGUGUGCUGUAGCGAUCCACUUUGCUCCUCAUCGUCCUCUGAUGCACACACAUAGCAGAAGUAAAUGAUAGUAAAUCACCAUAAAUGUAUUUUUUGCACACUUUGGUAUAUAUUGGAAUAUUAAGAUUCUCUCUAUACAUAAAUCCGUGUCGCUUUUUCCUCCGCGAUAUUAUUGCUCCUGUUCUUUCUGUUUUUUUUUUAUUAUUAUUAUUAUUAUUAUUACUAUUUCUUUAUUCUCGCUGCUCUGCUCUCCCUUCAUAGCCGUCCUUUAACCGUGUAUCCAGAACCGCACCAUGUUCACUACAUAGUGCACUAUUUUUCUAUAUCCAGCACACACGCGAUAUCCCACAAUGUCCUGCUUCGUGUCCGGUUUUUGGGACCCGCCCACAUCAGACUAGUGGUGAGGUGUUCAUGAUGUUUGUGUUGCCUGUGUCGUGAAUAGCACGUAUAUUAGGACAUGUGGGUAGUAGACUAAUGACGAGAAGUGUUCAUAAGGCCUCAUUAGUGAGUAGGUGUGUGGCUUGGGAUGUAGCCAUCGUAGAAAAGUUACGGAGAGGGGUGUGUCGUGUCUGUUUAGUAACUAAGGUGUUGUGUGGGACACAUCCACAGCGUACCGAUGGUGGUUCUAAAUCCGAGUUACUAAAUAGGGUGUGGUUUGGGACACGUCCACGGUGAUCCAGUCCUGGUUAGAUCUUGUUAGUUAAUAAAUAGGGUGUGGUUUGGGACACGUCCACAAUGAUCCAGUCCUGGUUAGAUCUCAUUAGUUAGUAGGGUGUGGUUUGGGACACGUCCACAGUGAUCCAGUCCUGGAUAGAUCUCGUUAGUUAAUAGGGUGUGGUUUGGGACACGUCCACUGUGAUCCAGUCCUGGUUAGAUCUCGUUAGUUAAUAAAUAGGGUGUGGUUUGGGACACAUCCACGGUGACCCAGUCCUGAUUAGAUCUCGUUAGUUAAUAAAUAGGGUGUGGUUUGGGACACGUCCACGGUGACCCAGUCCUGGUUAGAUCUCGUUAGUUAAUAGGGUGUGGUUUGGGACACGUCCACGGUGAUCCAGUCCUGGUUAGAUCUCAUUAGUUAGUAGGGUGUGGUUUGGGCCACAUCCACAGUGAUCCAGUCCUGGAUAGAUCUCGUUAGAUAAUAGGGUGUGGUUUGGGACACGUCCAGGGUGAUCCAGUCCUGGUUAGAUCUCAUUAGUUAGUAGGGUGUGGUUUGGGACACGUCCACGGUGAUCCAGUCCUGGAUAGAUCUCGUUAGUUAAUAGGGUGUGGUUUGGGACACGUCCACGGUGAUCCAGUCCUGGUUAGAUCUCAUUAGUUAGUAGGGUGUGGUUUGGGCCACAUCCACAGUGAUCCAGUCCUGGAUAGAUCUCGUUAGAUAAUAGGGUGUGGUUUGGGACACGUCCACGGUGAUCCAGUCCUGGUUAGAUCUCAUUAGUUAGUAGGGUGUGGUUUGGGACACGUCCACGGUGAUCCAGUCCUGGAUAGAUCUCGUUAGUUAGUAGGGUGUAGGUUGGGACACGUCCACGGUGAUCCAAUCCUGGUUAGAUCUCAUUAGUUAGUAGGGUGUGGUUUGGGACACGUCCACGGUGGUCUAGUGAGGAGGGAUCUUGUUUCUAAAGCGAAUAGUGUGUUAUUUUGGACAUUUUAGACAUGACUAGUGUAUAGGGUGUGGUUUGGGACACACCACAGUGGAUUAACGAUGACGUAUCAGUGAUGGUUAUUAAGAGGCCUAUAUCUUGAAGAAGGGUUGGAUUGGGACACGUCCUUAGUAGAUUUUAGACUUUUGUGUAGAUUUUUAUUUUUUUUUUUACCUGAAAGUGCUUCUGUUCUUCAUAGCAAACUUUCAUUUCGGUACUGUGUGUUUGUUAUAGUCUCACAUUUCAUGAGUAACCACUCUGGAUUAACGCAGUGAAGGUUUUUAAAGGUCCCUGUAACUUAAUCGUGUUUGGAUUCUGAACACCGUGGAACAGACCAUGAAAUCGUAGUUACCGUAACAACAGAAUAGCUUUUAUUUAUUUUGGUCUAUGCUCACUUCAUUUUAUUACAUGAUUAAAGUAGCAGUAUGCAUCUUUUUAUUUUCCCCCUAAAAAAUGAGAAUUUUGUACAAAGUACAAACAAAAAAAGCACCCGAGAAUGUGACCUCCUUUUAAGUCAUUUCUAAAAUAACUUUAAAGUGUCAUAUGGGGCUUUUAUGUUGUACACCAACAUGGGAACAACUCUAAAUUCCUGAUAGUCACAUACUGCAACUUUAAUGUGGAGUGUGUGUAGCAUAAAUUUUGUAUAGUAUUAAACAGGACAGUGAAUUCCGGUUUUCCAAACAUCAUACUGUAUUUCUCAAAACUGGCCGAGGAAAAUCGAUCGAUCGUACAAGUGCGAGAGGCAAACCCGUACGAGCGUCUCUUCACGCUCUCGUUCGACAAUUUUAGGUUGCGGAAGUGCCUGAUUUCAUUGUUUUUAAAAUGUCCUUUUGCUUGAGCAUCAUUUUUAAUCAUCGCAAAUCUAUAAAUUAAGCAUAGGAAUAAAGCUCGUCACAAUAAUCCCUUCACCACUUGGCAGAUUUUUACAACACGGAAAGUUUUUUUCUAGCAUUUGUGAUACAGUAUCUUAAAAUUCUCCAUCGUGAUCAGAGUCACUUGGGUUGGAAUCUGUAAUUUGGCUUAUAUAUUACGCUAAAGACAUUCAGGAAUGUUUGUUAGAAAAUAUCGCGGGCGGGAAAAAAGUGAUGACAACCACAGGAAAUUUAUCGUUACUAAAACCUGUCCACACCCACGACUGGUCGAUAUACGGCGUAACUCCAGCGCCGUUUCAAAAUUUUUAUACAAAAUAUAAAACAGUAAAGCUACGUGAGCGCUAACGAUUCUAAACGUUCAUGUUGGUGCAUAUAAAUCACGAACUAGGUUGUGUUCGCAUGAAUAUAGAAUCGCUCACAGAAAGAAGAGUAACUGUAGUGUGGUAAAAACCGACUUAGAACUUCAACAACAUGACGAAACGACGAUGUAAUCCGUGCUGAACGGCGCAGCGAUCGGUGUGAGGUGACCGGAGUAACGCCGGCACCGUAUUAACGAAAGUUGUGGUGUUGUUUUUUUUGUUGAUGUUUUAGCGUGAACUUUAGCGUCACACCGUGUGUUUUCUUUCAUAAACUAUAACACGGACUGAACAUCCACGUUUCCUACAUCUGUAGAUCUGAAGCAGAAGCUUGUGAAAGUACCAGGUGUGAUUCGAUUGCGUCAUUCCCUAACGUUUGAUUUCUGCAAUAUUCGAUCCUGGUGUGUUCGUGACGCGGUUAGUAUUUCAAGUUCGAAGCUAACUCCGUAGCAGCUCGUUUGCAUAGCGGUGCUGCAAUGACAUGCUGUUUGUUUUUUUUAAUUUAUUUCUGAAUAUUGAAGAAACUUUCACCUCAGAAAGCGGCCAUUUCGGUCCCUUUCUUCACGCCUCCCCCGCCCCCUCCUCCACCGUAUCAUUCCCACGUCGUCUUUUCAGAGCUCUAGUAUGGAUAAAAGCUGAUAUAAUGCAUCCAUCUGUGCUGCUCUUUAGCUUUGCUGAGGACCAUUUUCUCUUCUGUGUUUCUGUGAUGUAUACAGAUUUAUUGUUUUAUUUCUUUUCCCUCCCUUAUAUUGUGAUAUUGUAACCCUUUUUUUUUUUGGUAUUGAUCAUCCCAAUGGCAGGCCAAGCAAUAAAAAAUUCUUAAACACG